UAUAUAUAUAUAUAUAUAUGCGGAGCGCGGUCGUCGUCGUCUGCUCGUUGUGGUCGAUGGAAUUGGAGGAUCUGCCUUCUCCCGUCCUGGUGGAGAUACUAAGUCGGCUCGGCGAUUCGACCGAGCUGGCCCGGUGCCGCCUCGCCUCCCGGACCCUCCGCUCCCUGUCCCGUGACGUCCGAUCCGUCCGCCUCUUUUGCUCUCGCGACCGCUUCCUCCGGUCCCGCGCCCCUGACACCUGCGACCACGACACCCCUUUCAGGUCCCUCGUCGCCAACCUCGCCUCCUUCCUCUCCGCCUCCCCCGGCCCCCUCGCUCUCGCCCUUGCAGCCGAGCGGCCCCUCUCCGCCCCCGCCGACGAGGUCGACGACGCCGACGACCUACACCUCACCGCCGUCCCUUUCCUUGCCCGGUGGCUCCCCCUCCUUGCCGCCCGCCUCCGCUCCCUCGCCAUCGACGAUUACUGGCUCCAGUCGUGCUGGCGCCCUUCCCAGGCUUUAUCCCUCAUCGCCGACAUCUGUCAUGAUCUUGUAAAUUUGGAGGUCAGAAAUGCUUGGCUGUCGGUUGAGGAGCUAAAACCAAUGCACAAAUUGACUUCACUGACCCUUGAAUUCAUAAGACUAGAUGAUGCAAACCUCGACAAGGUGAAUGAAUGUUUCCCUUCUCUCCAAGCUCUUAACUUGAUCGGGGUUGGUGGGCUUAAGGAGCCCAAAAUUCAUCUUCUACAACUAAGGGUCUGCACGUGGACGGUUUCAAAUUUUGUGCUAUCUCUAACGGUAUGUGCACCCAAGUUGGUUGAGCUGAAACUUAAGUGUGUUGAACCAGAGUCCCUUCAUCUGGAGACUCCUCUAUUAUCUGAACUUGAUGUUACAAUCAAAAAGGCUAGAGCACCCAUCGUAGUGGGAGAAAAACUCAAUUUGAGGUCUCUCAGGAUAGAGUCCUCGGAUCUAUGCAACUUGGCACAAGUGUUUGCUCCCAGUCGAACCAUUAAGCGGUUGGAGUUGGAAGCGUAUGGAUCUAGCCACGUUGUUGAUUUGGUGGAACAGUGCACUAUUGAUCUGUUGAGCACCUUCCCGGACAUAGAUGAACUGGUAUUGGGGCCAAGGGCUUGGUUUAUCCUCCCAGAAAAUCUCAGCGUAAGAGGCGAACUCAAGAAUUUGAAGAAACUGAUGGUUCAUCUAGCACCAGAAGAACUUGAUGCUGCAAUGAUUACCUGGAAAUUGACCCCCUUAUUGACACAUGCCCGUUAUUGCCAAGUUGUGAUGCUUAUUCCUGCUGCUGCCUCCAUGGAUAGCAGGACGCAUGUCAUUUCCAAGUGUAUCAGUAAUUUUCCGGGCAUAAGAUGGAAAUGGGACACAUGGAAAUGUGGUUGAAACUCUCCAUAUUAUGUCAUUUUGAUGCAUUUACUUCAUUUGGCAGAGACAUUGCAUCUGAUCAACAGUGGCCCAUAGCAGAUUGGUGGUUGUAAUCAAGCUGUAAUGCGCAUAUGAUAAACUACUAUUUAUUCUUGAGGUUUCUUUUAUGUAA
Molecule: messenger RNA, 1527 nt
Organism: Musa acuminata AAA Group (dessert banana)
Lineage: Eukaryota; Viridiplantae; Streptophyta; Magnoliopsida; Zingiberales; Musaceae
Product: F-box/LRR-repeat protein At4g29420-like
Exons: 2
Coding region: 18-1373 (451 amino acids)
Molecular function (GO): protein binding
Source: RefSeq, a predicted model, not a curated record